Lactuca sativa (garden lettuce) is the source of this 1653-nucleotide messenger RNA. It is a transcript of the gene POLD2, whose product is annotated as DNA polymerase delta small subunit. Gene Ontology annotation, molecular function: DNA binding. Gene Ontology annotation, cellular component: delta DNA polymerase complex. The record is from RefSeq and is a predicted model, not a curated record. Gene Ontology annotation, biological process: DNA replication; DNA strand elongation involved in DNA replication. NCBI's taxonomy places the organism in Eukaryota, Viridiplantae, Streptophyta, Magnoliopsida, Asterales, Asteraceae.
UUCCAGACUUCUUCUUCCCCCCAAAUCCCCAAUGCUUUCUGUUCCCGCCUCCCUUCACUCAACAAUCCUCCCUGUCGGGAAUUCACCGCCGACCUCCUCUCUCUCUUAGACGCCGGCGCUUUGUCACUCCAGUUCUUCUUCUGGUUGGUUUCUACAGAUCAUAAAUCAGCACUUGUUUGUUUGUUCUUACAGCGUUACCUACAAUAGCUAUGACACCCAUGGAUAUUGAAACAGAAACACUUGACAGAAGACAAUCUCUCUAUCGAUCCAUGGAUGAGAUGUUUGAAAUUCAGAAAGAGAUGUACAAGGGCCAACAAUAUAGUCAGAUAUACUACAUAAGGUUACACUUGAUCAGAACUCUCAUUUACUCUCUUCUUCCAAAUUGGAAACCUCACUUGCCAGUGUGUACAGUUUUAGGGCUAGAGAAAGGCAAAGAGUGCAUUGUUGUUGGAACACUUUAUAAGCAUAUGAAGCUCAAACCUACAAUCCUGAGUGAGUACUCAAAAGAGAGGUCUGUAACCCCACUUGUGACCCCUGAUAAUUUUGUGCAUGAAGAUGAUAAUCUUGUUCUUGAAGAUGAAAGUGGAAGAGUCAAUCUUAAAGGCAGUGUACUAUCACCUUCUGUAUAUGUAACAGGAAAUGUUGUUGCUUUGCAUGGAAAAGAAACCAAUAGUGGUGAUUUUCUUGUUGAAGAUAUUCUUGAAGCCGGUUUACCACCCCAGUUGGAUCUCCCAAAUAAAUCAGGAGAAGAUAAAUAUGUUGUCUUGGUAUCUGGAUUAAAUGUUGGAAGCAGUUCUUCUAAUCCACUUCAACUACAGCUUCUUGUUGACCACAUUACUGGUCAUCUAGGAGACAAAAAGGAGCAACAAUCAGCAGCUGAAAUAGUUCAAGUCGUUGUUGCUGGAAAUUCUGUCAAAAUUGACCAUAGUCUUCUUAAUGGUCAGAAUUUGGGUUCCAAGGACCAAUCUAAGUUAUAUGAGCCACUCAAAGAACUUGACAUCUUUUUGACUCAGAUUGCUGCAAGUAUGCCAAUUGAUAUCAUGCCAGGAUACAACGACCCUGCAAACUUUGCUCUCCCACAACAGCCUUUGAACAGAUGCCUUUUUCGUGGAUCAUCAGCCUAUAACACAUUAAGGUCAUGCACUAAUCCUCACCUCUUUGAUGUGGAUAAUGUGAGGUUUCUUGGAACAUCUGGUCAAAAUAUUGAUGAUCUUGAAAAAUAUUCAGAAGCAAAAGAUAAAUUGGAAUUCAUGGAAAGGACAUUGAGGUGGAGGCACCUAGCCCCAACUGCACCAAACACCCUUGGGUGUUACCCCUUCACUGAUAGGGACCCUUUCUUCAUUGAGAGCUGCCCUCAUGUUUACUUUGUUGGUAAUCAGGAUAAAUACGCAACUCGCAUUGUAAAAGGAUCAGAGGGGCAGGUGGUGAGAGUCAUUUGUGUUCCGAAGUUUAGUGAGACGGGCGUUGCUGUUAUGGUGAAUCUGAAAAAUCUGGAGUGUCAUACUUUGAGUUUCGGGACUGAUAUAUAAACUUCAACACUCCAAACGUUCUUCAUAUUUGUUGGUUUUGUUUUUGUAUUUUCAGAGAUUGAUAUGUAUUGUUAUUAUGGAUAUUGUUUUGUAUUGUUGGUAUCAAAAUUACAAGUUGGAUAAA